ACAUUUUGAAUGGAAGCUUGAGAAAUUUUUAAGAAGAAGUCUUGCACUGAGCUUCUCCAGAGAUAAAACUUCCACCAAAGUCAUGCAUAAAUCAUUAAGGUAACCAAAGAGCGUUUGGUUGCCAAUUUGGAAAUUAGAAAUUUAUAGCAAUGAAGUUUAGGUCACAUUUUAAAGUCGACGAAAGGAGAUUUCAAUGACGGAUUAUCACUCUACGAAGUAAGAAAACCAGAAUUUGAUGUGUCUUGACCUUCUACAUAUAAGCAGGUUUUGUAAAUCGGGCACCGUUUCGGUACGAAAAUGAAGGUAAGCCUAUGGCGGAGAUUUUUACUAGCACCCGUUAGAUGAUUUUGUGUCCGGCCGUUUGGAAGGAAUAUAACUCCACAUCUUAACUAAUAUAUCAAACACAGAACAGUGAUGAAUCAGGUUUUGAUGAUGUCCUAUUGAUGAUGGACAACAUAUUGUUUUUUGUUUCUUGGGAAUCUUUAUUUGCGGGACGUUUUAAAGACAAAUUGCUAGUCAGGAUGUAUGCAUAUUGAAAUUACAGUAACUAUACCUCUAUGCAAGAUAUCUUCUAGAAUGAGGAUAACUCCACGCUGAAUUAAUCUGUUUCUUUUUUAUGCUGCUAGAGUGCCGAUUGAUGGUGCAAGGGCAUUUUUCGGUCAAUAAUCUGGUAAAAAAAACAUGACUAGCAACGAAGUUAGAUUCCCGAGUAUGUCAUCAAAUGAAGAUUAGCUUUGUGGUCAUGAUUAUGGCCCAUCCACAGUUUGAGGAAAGAGUAUAUAUUUGAGGCUUGAUUGAAGUAAAAAAGAACCAUAAGGAAAUCACUUUUUUCCGUGGAACUUUAGUCCACGGGGGGGGGGGGGGGGGGAGCUGGGGGGUAUUGGAGUGAGGCCUCCAGGAAUAUUCUUUUAAAAGUGUGACGACACCAGUAACCAACCUUACGUGUGUUUUUAUAUUAUUGAUGGCUAAUAUUAACUAGCGUGUACAGUUUGUGUGAGCUCAUUAGUAUAGAAACCAUUCAGAUCUACUUGUCGACUAUUAAAAAUCAAACAGACACCAAUGCACUGCCCAAUACAUUGCUUCUCCAUUCAAAUCAUCGUCUUUUUUUGAAUAAGAGCUAGUCAAUUUAAGUUCAGGCUGACUGUUCUUAAUUUUUUCGAAAAAAUUCAAGGCUGGAUUGUUCUUAAUUUGUUCUUAAAUUAAUAGAUUGUAAGCAUUGCGAUUGCUAGCUUUUUCGUUCUAGGGAGGUGUUCGAGCCUCAUUUGCCAACAAAGUGAAAGACAACAUUUAUUUGCCGCCAAGUUUGGAUAUUCACCGAAAAAGCACUCACAAAUGGCUUGAAUUCCUCGCUUAUGAAAUAAAACAUUGUUCAAAAUUGCAUUUUACACUAGCUCUGCCUCAGCUUGUUAAUUUUUUGUUAACUUUUGAACAAUUUUGAGGGUCAUAUUUUUAUAAAAUUGUUCUUAUAAAAAAGAGUGUAGCUAAAAUGAAAGUUUAAACUUCUUUAUAAUCAGUGAGAGGACCUGAGACUGCUACAGUUUAUAAGAGAUUGGUGCUUUGCCCAAUCAAUCUCAUCAUUUUAGUUGAGCUACACACAUUUGCGAUUCUUACAUUCUAAAAGAAUAUCUGUUGUGUGCACCAACUGGUCCACCUGAGAAAGGUCUUUGCCCACGGUAACCUGACAAAACAACUGUAAAAUUUUCCGCGAAUAUUGCUUCGCUAUCUUGGUAAAGUCUUGGUAAUAAGCAAAAUAAACCUGUCGAAGGCUGCAUGUUGUAAUAAGACCCCCCGAUUUCAAUCCCUUUAAAACAUAUGUGACUUUGCAUGAUAAAUGCGUUAUUUCAAAGUCUUGAUUCCAGCUGCCAGUUCUGCGGACAGCGGACCGACUUUCUCAACAUCUCCUUCAACAUCUGCUGGUAAGGGAUCGUUCAACUCAUUUGGGAGGAAAAAUAGCACCAUACUUGGUUAUUGUCAUCGAAGACGUUCCCUUUUUCAAAUAUCGUGGCAUUCUAAACGACCUUCACCCUGCGUGAUGGGAUUGGUAUCAGAAUGGGAGUUUCUGGUUGCCGUUGCAGUAGUUGUUGUUAUUGUUGAUUUAGCCGCUAUUGCAGUGUGCAUCAAGAGUCGUCACGAUCGUCGCAAAUCGACCACUGUUGUUAUGGUGAGCCUGCUCGCAAGUGACGCGUUAUUCGGAGCUGUUCUUCUUCCAGUGAGAGUCAUCGAGCUUUGUAAUCGUAAAAACGCUGUCUUCCCGUACAUAUAUGCAUACUUACUGUUUCUAUCGGCAUUCAAUGCUUUGUAUCUCUCGUUUGAUCGCUACGCAAGCAUUAUGAAACCGCUGUGGAGGAGACUGAUCGGUACGCGUACGAUUUGCAGGGGUCUGGUGAUCACGUGGACAGUUCCUGCUGUAAUCAGUAUCAUGCCGUUAUCUUGGGUAUAUGUAAUUGGGUACAACAGCAAAGUAACCAAAGUGUACUCGUAUAUAUUGUUAGGGCUACUGUGUCUCGUUCUAAUAUCGAUAGUGGUUUUGCAGCUGCUCGUGGUUUUGGGCCUACUGAGAUACUGGUCUUCAUCAAAAAAGAAAAUGCCCCUGCGCAAAAACCAAGGACGGAGAGAUCAUCCUGUGAAGGAGCUCAAAAGAAAGAUCAAUUCAUCAAUGCUGUUCUUUUCAUUGAUCACUACAUCAAUAGUCACGUGGCUGCCUACCAUCAUUUACAAUAUUUCACCGUUUCCAGAGCUCUCUACAGUGUCUCUUUUUACGUUAAUGGGAAAUGCGUUGAUAGAUCCUUUGCUUGUCAUUAGCUUCAACACAAGAUCGUUAUUGAAGAAAUGGCAAAUCAGAAAACGAGGUCGACAACUCACACAAACAACUAGGUCACGUGUGCCAGAUGGCGGAGCCAAAAUCAUUCGAUUGGAUGAGAUGGCUGCACGUGAUCAGGCGAAUUAGACGGGCGUAUAAACUGUUACUGUCAAGUCUUUUCACUGAUUAAGCAUAGUUACAAAACGGCUAUGCAUUUGUCUUUGAAAGCUCAAGCUUAAAUACAAUAAUGGUUGAUUCCGGAACAGUUUGUAUCCAACUGUCUGUGCUGCAUUUGUAACACCUCGUAAAGCACGGAAAUCUACGUGGGUUUUAUCUCCAUAACACAAACUGACACACUUCCAGGGCAACUGAAGCAUUGCCAUGACAAGCGUAGUAAUGUAAUUAAUGGUUGAAACUUUAAUUUGGCGAUGGUCAAAUGCGCUACAUUGAAACAACAUUUUCGUUGUAUUUUGUAGUUCGUGCCUGAUGAUUGACGUAUUUUGUCAAACUGUCCUGUAUUUUUAUGCAAAGGUCAGCUAAAUUUAGAACAGAAAGUAUCACGAAAAGUAAAAGAUCUGCGUGCAACCAGUUCAAGUCCUUUUGAGUGAUUUUUAAUAGCGAACUUGAUGAACACAUAGGUCGAGUGUUACAAAUAAUGAGCAAAGACCUCAUCGUGCUCGAGUUGUAUAAACAUUCCAUUAUAUGACUGAAGCACCUUUGCAAGUCCUUCUCGUUCUCUCUUCUUCUUUUGAAGCUCCUUUGCAAGUCCUUCUCGUUCUCUCUUCUUCUUUUGAAGCUCCUUUGCAAGUUCUUCUUGUCUCUGCAAAUUCUCAGCGCUAUGUUUCUCUGUGAAUCUUGACUUUUUAUCCAAAAUUUCAAUUGCGACUAUUGCUGCAUUUCUCCCUGUCUGACUACAGUUCUUGUUGAUUUAUUUCAUCUGUUUACAUUAGUGGGGGCUGUUUGUGAAAAAAUCAUUCAUAUUGUGAUAGAAGCAUGAAACUUAUGGUAGAGAAACACAGUUUGACACGCUGAAAAAGCUAGUAUUUCGAAAAAAUGCCCCCAAAUGCUGUUUUUUUGACUGGGGUAUUAGAUCCCAGGCCUCUCCGAUGGGUAAUAGGUCAACUGUGCAGUUGAUUGUUAAAGGCAAAUGAAACUUGGUUGUACAUGCUCGAGACGUCGUGUUUUAACAACCAAACAUAUUUAUUUUCAUUCUGGUACUCAAUAUAUUUGCUAUCUAUAUUAUCGAUAUUUUGAUGUAGUACCACGCGCAACGCACAUACCCUAUGUAUUCCUUCAUCAAGAAUACCGCUUGCUAACAGAAAAAGAUAAAUACGAAAUUGGUGUUGUUUUAAAAAGGUAGCGAAGGACAUGGAAGCGUCAAGAUUGAAGGAACAGGAUGGACAGGGUUUGGUUGUGCUAUGAAAGGGAUGGGUCCGAGGAGUUGGGAAAAGGCGUGGGGUCCCUCAAUUAUAUAUGAGGUUGUUGAGAUGAUUAGGGUGCGAGGGUUGUGCUUGGUUAUAGAGAAGAAGGAUUGAAUAGAAUGGCUUGCUUAUGGAGACCUUUUACGAUUUGAUUUUGCAAAUUAAAAGUUUCUUAAUCUUGUUUAUGUUCAUAUUUUAAACUGUGUUCAUUUUCUUGAUCUUAAAAGUUUAUUCUAAAACUUUGCAAACAUUUUAACGCCAUGUCAAAUUAAAGCAAAUAAUAUUGAUAUUUGCCAUAACAAGCUCAUAAAUAUUGCCUGGGAUUUUCCUUGCUUCUAAAUCGACCAAGGUUUGAAGUCAAUUUUGUUAAUACAAUAAAUCCAUUUUCCAGUCAUCCUUAGAAUGUCAAAUUUUCAAAAUUUUUCACAAUCGACCAUGGCGACGGCCCUAACUAAACCUCUGAACAAUGCUACUUUUAGCAACUUCAAAUCCACUCUAAACUCCCAUCCCCCCCCUCCCCCCAAUUGUCAUGUCUACUAUGGUCGUUGUUGUGCUGUUAAGUGACAAAUGAUACUUAAGGUAUGACCAUCUUUUCACUAAAGAAUAGCUCUUCUCUAAUGAAAAAUGACUGUAAAUUUUCUUUCCUGCAAAGUGAAUUUUAGAUGCAUUGUUUCAGCUAAUGUCUUGCUGAACAGCAGCAUCCUCAAUUGUAACUUAACCAAAUGCGCAAAAUGCAAACGUUUUGGGCCCCUAAAGGUCAAUAUCCCGGUUCGUGUUAUCAAGCAUGAGAUUUUAUUCGGCCACCUUUUUCCCGAUCAUUAGAAAGUACGCGAGUUUUUGAAUAUUCACUGUUCGGUAAAAUAUUCACACGGAUUGACUCAGGGUUUCUAAAAAUAGUUGGGUUUCCUCAAAAUAGAUUGACGAGCAAGUUAAAGAUUUUGCAAUGGAACUUGCAAGGUGAAUUAAAUAGAGAUGUUUACAAUGUUUAUUUCUUUCUUGCAAAGUAUUUUAUUAGUUCUUAUGCUGAUGCAAGUAAUCCUAAAGUUUAUAGAAAUUAUUGAAAAGUCUGACAUUGUUAUCACCACUUGAAGCAAACGUAAAGAAAAAACUUGAAAAUUUUUGGGUUUCAAGGUUAAUAUGUAUCAAACCAGUUUUUUUUAUCACUGUUAAAAAACACAAAACCAGUCUUUUUAUCCAUUUAAAGAAUUACACUACAAUUUGCAGAACCUGUUUUGCUGUACGUUGCUCGGUGAAAUAUUCUGACAUUUGACUGGGGCUUUUAUGUAGAAAUAAUCAGUUAUCUAAAAGCUGCUGUAUCUAACAAGUAGAAGAUGAUUAGGUUUAGGUAUACUUGUUUCCUUAUGAAAAUGCGUCGAAUUAAUUCUUCAAAUCUGGGCAUCGAUUUUUCUGAAAAGACGAAACGUCACAAGGCUUCUCAGCCUACAAAUGUUGCACGACUCUUUAUCGUUCCCGAUCAAUGAUAAGCAGUCCAGUCGCUAGCUAUUGUGCUCAAAGGGGGGUUCCAAGUCUCAUUUGCCGACAAAGUGGGUGAGCCUUCUUUUAUUUGCCGAAAAGUUUGGAAGUUUGCCGACUAAGCGAUCCUAGAUGGCAAAAACUUCUCGUUUCUGCAAUGGAAUUACUUUUCGAGGGGCGCCCCCUGUAGCGACAGGCCUGAUAAUGAACCAAGAGUUUCUUUGGAAAGGACAGUCUGUUUGGUAAGAUAAAAAUACAACCUUUUUUCAUAGUUGAGAUAAAUACAAUUAUUUUUUCCUCAUGGGAUGCUUUUUUGCAAACAAGGUCGAUCUUUAUUAGACAAAAUACAACUGGAAAACAUCUGUUUCAAAGUACGACAUGAAACUUUAAUAGUUAAACUCCCUUUUAAUCUUCUUUCAAGGCUUAAAAUGUAAAUGAUUUACAACAUGAAACUGAUUUUCGACUGAUAUGUGCAGUACGGUUUCAAAGUUAAUUAGGAAAGCAAUAGCUAGGCCAUUUUAAUCGUGACAUUUUAAACGUGGACAAUUUUGAAAAAAUGC
Molecule: messenger RNA, 6254 nt
Organism: Rhopilema esculentum
Lineage: Eukaryota; Metazoa; Cnidaria; Scyphozoa; Rhizostomeae; Rhizostomatidae
Biological process (GO): G protein-coupled receptor signaling pathway
Cellular component (GO): plasma membrane
Molecular function (GO): G protein-coupled receptor activity
Source: RefSeq, a predicted model, not a curated record